Molecule: messenger RNA, 1421 nt
Organism: Coregonus clupeaformis (lake whitefish)
Lineage: Eukaryota; Metazoa; Chordata; Actinopteri; Salmoniformes; Salmonidae
Product: paired box protein Pax-4-like
Exons: 10
Coding region: 1-1320 (439 amino acids)
Biological process (GO): anatomical structure development; regulation of transcription by RNA polymerase II
Molecular function (GO): DNA-binding transcription factor activity, RNA polymerase II-specific; RNA polymerase II cis-regulatory region sequence-specific DNA binding
Source: RefSeq, a predicted model, not a curated record
AUGUGCGGAACGAAUGUGGACCUGUCAAACGAAGGAAGCGGGUGUGUAAAUCAGCUUGGUGGGAUGUUUCUGAACGGCAGGCCGCUUCCAGCUUAUAAAAGGAGGAAGAUGAUCGAACUGGCAUCGGAAGGUGUACGCCCAUGCGAGAUCUCCAGAAUUCUGCAGGUGUCAAAUGGCUGCGUCAGCAAGAUCCUGGGCAGGUACCACAAAACUGGCCUCCUGGACCCGAAGGAGACCGGAGGAAGUAGACCUCGACUCCUCACCCCCGAAGUCAUCUCGAAAAUAAUCGAAUGCAAGACGGAAAACCCAACAAUAUUCGCCUGGGAAAUCAGAAAAAAGCUCGCGGCCGAAAGAAUCUGUAAGUCGGCCAAAGUUCCCAGUGUGUCCUCUGUAAACCGAAUUCUCAGGAAGAUACAACUCGACUCUGCGAUGUUGAGUGUGGAUAUUUCUACGCACCACCCCAGAUACCCAGGUCUUCCAGUGGAGACCCCAACGCAGUUAGUAGUGAAGGAGAGGGAGGAGAUGGAGACAGUUGAGGUGAAGGAGCCUCCAGGGCCCCAACAUCGCAACCGCACCACCUUCACCCUGGAGCAGUGCAGAGUAUUAGAGCAAGAAUUCACACGGAGCCACUACGCAGACAUGUUCACCAGGGAAAAACUGGCAUCUGAGAUCCAACUUCCAGAGGACACCAUCAAGGUGUGGUUCUCAAACAGAAGGGCAAAAUGGAGUCGGGAAGGCAAGCAUAAGAGCAGUGUCCACGGAGCACAUACUUCAAUUCUGAUGAACCAAAAGAACAAAGAUUUCCCUUCAGUGAAUUCGAUGAGAACAACCAACUCAAUGACUCAACAGACACACUGGAGGCAGAGGGAGGGUUUGGGAGUACAGUUUGACACUUCAUGCUCAGAAAUCUCCCAGAGAUAUGGUCCAGCUACUACAAUAGAGAGAGGUACAGGAGGAACAGAAGUGUUGGGCUACAGAGGUAUCUCCAUUCCUCUUCCAUCCUCAUCCUCUCAAUACUCAGGCAGCACCACGUUCCCAUUGGUCCAUCCCCAGGACGAGAGGACUCCAUUAGCUCACCAUGCAGAGAGAUUCACGUUCCCAUUGGCUCAUCAUUACACAGACGUGAGGACAGUCUUCCCAUUGGCUCAUCAGACUGAGAGGAUGGGACAUUCACUGAACUAUCAUUGGAAUGAGGGGACAGAUUUCCAAUUGGCUCAUCACCAAACAGAUGAAAGGUUUCUAUUGGCUCAUCACAGGGAGAGGACUGGUGGUCCAUCGCUUAUGGGACAUAAUGUGUCUCCCCUUUUCUCGCAUCAGUGAAUGUCAGAGGCAAACAUUUAUACACACACACACAGCUCUAUGGCUCUGCUGAUUACUACUGGGCAGGGUAUGCAACAGAAUCAGCACAAAGACAUUCCAAU